AUGGAAGCAAUGAUGAGUGUUGACUUUCAAAACUGUUUCAUCAUGAUUCUCCUUUGCAUCUUCUCGCUCCUCUGUUAUUCUUUCUUCUUCAAGAAAUCAAAGAUCUCACGACGAGGCCAUGAUCUGCCUCCCAGCCCUCCUUGUCUUCCGAUCGUCGGUCAUCUUCACCUUCUCCUCUCAACUCUAACCCACAAGUCUCUCCAGAAGAUCUCCUCCAAGUAUGGACCACUCCUCCAUCUCCGCUUCUUAAAUGUCAACAUCAUUCUCGUCUCCUCUGCCUCUAUGGCGUACAAGAUCUUCAAGGACCACGACCUGAACAUCUCCAAUCGCGGAGUUUCUGCAACCGGAGAGUCUCUCGUUUCCGGAUCUUCCGGCUUCCUCUGCGCUCCUUACGGGGAUUACCUCAAGUUCAUGAAGAAGCUCGCUGUCACAAAGCUUCUUCGACCGCAAGCACUUGAGCAGGCACAAGGCGUCCGUGCAGUGGAGCUAGAGAGGUUCUACGAAAACCUGCUCGAGAAAGCGAAGAAGAAGGAGAGCGUUGAGAUCGGUGUGGAAGUGAUGAAGCUCACUAACAACAUGAUUUUCAGAUUGAGCAUGGGGAGGAGGUAUUCAGAAGAGAGCGGUAACGCAGAGAGAUUCAUGGAGUUGACUAGGAAGACUUUUAACUUAACAAAGAAGAUUUUCUAUGCAAACAUGUUGAGUGGCACGCUUGGGAAGCUUGGAAUCUCACUGUUUAGGAAGGAGAUCAUGGGAGUUUCGCGAGAAUACGACCAUUUGCUGGAAAGGAUUCUUGUGGAACAUGAAGAGACACCAGAGGAGGAGGAUCAAGAUAAGGACAUGAUGGAUUUUUUGUUGGAAGUAUGUCGAGACGAAAAGGCAGAGUAUAAGAUCACUAGGAACCAUAUCAAGUCUUUUUUAGUGGAGGUUUCCAAUGGAGGCACAGACCCAUCGACGCGAGCGACAGAGUGGACAAUGGCAGAGAUCCUUAACAACCACAAGAUCUUGGAGAAGAUGAGGCAAGAGAUUGAUACUGUUGUAGGGAAUGCAAGGCUGAUCCAAGAAUCGGAUCUACCAAACCUCCCUUACUUGCAAGCGGUUGUUAAGGAAGGGCUAAGAAUGUACCCGCCAAUUCCUCUCGUGUUUAGGGAAUUCCAAGAAAGCUGUGAGAUCAAAAGUUUCUACGUGCCAGAGGAGACAGUACUUGUUGUUAAUGCAUAUGGCGUGAUGAGAGACCCUGAUUCUUGGGAAGAUCCGGACGAGUUUAAGCCAGAGAGGUUUCUUGAUUAUUCUUCAAGAUCAGGACAAGAAGAGCAAAUGAGAGAGCAAGGCAUGAAGUACCUUCCUUUUGGAGCCGGGAGGAGAGGUUGUGUUGGAUCAAAUCUAGCUUAUAUUCUUCAAGGAACUGCGAUUGGAACGAUGGUUCAGUGCUUUGACUGGAGAGUCAAAGGAGAUAAGAUCAACAUGGAAGAGACUCUUGAAGGAUUGAUCUUGACUAUGGCUACUCCCCUUAAGUGCACUCCUGUCCCUCGACUCGGGCCAUUUUAG
This is a messenger RNA of Microthlaspi erraticum, 1545 nucleotides long. Lineage: Eukaryota; Viridiplantae; Streptophyta; Magnoliopsida; Brassicales; Brassicaceae. The record is from the annotation of a GenBank genome assembly.